Molecule: messenger RNA, 2922 nt
Organism: Giardia duodenalis
Lineage: Eukaryota; Fornicata; Diplomonadida; Hexamitidae
Product: DNA topoisomerase III
Exons: 1
Coding region: 1-2922 (973 amino acids)
Biological process (GO): DNA topological change
Cellular component (GO): nucleus
Molecular function (GO): DNA binding; DNA topoisomerase type I (single strand cut, ATP-independent) activity
Source: RefSeq, a predicted model, not a curated record
AUGAUCCUUCUCAUUGCAGAGAAGCCCUCAAUCGCAGAGAUGAUCUCGCGGAACUAUGGCGAGGGAGCAAAGAAGCUGGAUAACGUGUCGUUCCCAACGUACACCUUUGUGCAAUCAUUUGAAGGCUCUAAGGAGACCUUCAUGUGUACUUCUGUGGCAGGCCACGUUUUUGAGAUAGACUUUGAUGCAGAGCUUAAUGGGUCUUCUGUGCCUCAGGAAAGGCUUUUUGAGCGGGGCCAUGUUCAUUAUUCUUUCACUGACUCGGGGUCGACUGUUGCAAAGCACUUAAAGAGCAUUGGGGGGAAAGCCAUGCAGCUAAUCCUUUGUUUGGACAACGAUCGUGAGGGAGAAAAUAUUUGCUUUGAGGUUUUGAAGGUCCUCAAACCCACUUUACGAUCAGAUUGUCGGGUCAGACGCGCGCGCUUCUCUGCAGUCACAAAGGCGGAGAUACAGAACGCAUUUCGUAAUCUAGAUAAGCCAGACCAGAAUCUCUCGGAUGCAGUCGAAGCCCGUCAGGAACUCGAUCUUAAAAUAGGGGUGGCAUUCACUCGGUUUCAGACUGCACACCUACAUGCACAGUUUGCAGAUCUUCAAUCAUCUGUUAUAUCGUAUGGACCGUGCCAGACUCCCACGCUGAGUUUCUGUGUUUCUCGCCACGACGAAAUCCAGCGGUUCCGGCCGAAGCAGAUCUUCAGUUUGGAUGUUUGUGCUUUGAUUGGGGACCAACCCCAUUCUCUCAGAUGGCAGGGGGUUCCGUCCGAGAGUCGGGAGGUCAUUGAGGAAAAGCGAACUGGCCUCUUUGGGAAGAGUGCAACGAAGUGCUUGAAAGUCUUGAGCUUUAAAAGCAGCAAGAGUACUCUUCCUCGCCCCUUGCCAAUGAAUACCGUUGCGCUACUUAAGGCAGCUUCAACGGUGCUCGGUCUCUCUCCUAACUCUGCAAUGGCGUUGGCAGAGCGCCUAUAUAUUGCUGGAUACAUUUCUUAUCCAAGAACUGAGUCCACCACAUAUCCCAGUGGUUACAAUCUGCGAGAAAUUGUACUUGCGCUUAAAGAAUCUUCGUCUACUAGAAUUUCACAGUGUGCCCAAAACCUCCUGCCAUCCUCCAAGAAAUCAUCUGAUGAAAGUGUGAGAUACACUAAUCCGCGGAGGGGGACAGACCAAGGCGACCAUCCUCCCAUUAUGCCCACUGGGCUAAUCCCUCACGAUGUCAGUAGCAACGAGUUGAGUCUCUACAAUCUGAUAACUAAGCACUUCCUGGCAACAGUUUCUCCUGACGCAGUUUAUAGCCAUAGCUCGCUAACUCUUCAAUCCGUUGACAUGCCCUCCGAAACGUUUCUACUCUCUAUUACGGACGUCGUAGACCAGGGUUGGAAGGCUCUAUACAGUGCUACGGAGUUCAGUAGCAUGCGGGACAACGAUCUGAGCGAUGACCUUGCCGACGAGAGCAUUUCGCUCAGCAAGGAAACGCUGCAAGCAAUCUCUGCAACUGGUGCAACGCUGACUAUAGCCUCGGCUGCCAUCAAAGCAGGGAUGACGAAGCCACCAGGAUAUCUCUCUGAAUCAGACUUACUUGGCCUGAUGGAAAAGCAUGGAAUUGGGACCGACGCGAGCAUGGCCACCCACAUAGGAAAUAUAGUGACUAGGGCGUAUGUCGAGCUCCGCGUUACGGGACGACGGCGCUGCCUGGUGCCGACGUCGAUGGGGAUCAGCCUCAUCCACGGCUACCAGCUUAUUGACGGGGACCUGUCCUCCCCCCAGCUGCGGGCAAGCAUUGAAAGGGAUGUCACGAGGAUUGCUGAAGGAAAGAUUAGGAAGGACGUCCUUGUUAAUCAAGUUCUUUCGAAGUUUCUAACCAAGUUCCUACAUUUUAAGCAGAACAUUGGUAAGCUAGAAGCACUUCUAAACGCGAAGUUUACCUCUAUUAAGAAGGCCGGCCGGCCAUUUAUUCUUUGUGGAGAGUGCCAUCGCUAUACCGAUCUCAUAGAACAGUACCCGCCACGUGUGUACUGUGUAACGUGUGAUAAGCUUUACACAAUUCCCAUGCGUGGAACGUUCAUAGAGAUACCCAGUCGCAAAUGCCCUUACGACGGCUGGCCUCUGAUUCUACACAUGGCAGAGGCCACACAAAAGCGAACCUUCUUUUGUCUCCACUGCUACACAUUUGGAUUGAAUAAAGAAGAAGCACUUACGCAACUGCAAACCGUGGCAGCAGAUGGCAGUACUGAUAUCGAACAGACAAAGGCCAUAACUUGUGGGAUGUGCCUAAACAGUCUGUGCCAGAUGAGCCUUCUUAAAACCCAAGUGGGAGCCUGCUGGCACUGCAACGCAGAUGGUCGGCCCAUGCUAAGUGUGAACAGAGAUGGCCCUGAUUCCAGUCCAGGGGCAACAAACGAUACUCUAGCCGUUGCACGUUCCCCAGAAGCGCAAGAGCAGACACCAGAGAAGAGCGCAGAGUUAGCAUCCGCCCCAGUACAGCCUAAGAAGAUAUCAAUCACUAUAAAGCCUCAAGCGAAGAUCAGUCUUAACAUUCCACAAGCAAAUAAGUCAUCGGGAAGUGCAUCAGCUGUGCCUAGUCCAAACAAGGCUAGUAGCUUAGCCGAACUAGUUGGCGGGUACUUGUGCUUAGAUGUGGGGACAGCCCGAAGGCUCCCAGGGAUUUACUGCAACCGCUGUAACUUCCAAAUUGCGUUUCAAGAGUGCAAGCUGAGCCUUUCGUCGGAUUUUUGUGCGUGUGGUCGUAUAAAGCUCAGGGCCACAGACCUUUUGGAUAAAAAGUCUGCAAGCAGCGAGGUGUUUGGGUGUGUGCACUGUAAUGAUGAAUUGUUCCAGACAGUAUCUGAGUACAAAGAUGGCUCAGGUCGUCAUCCCCGUCGCGCAGCUCAGCCGAAGAGGCACGGACCAAGGGGUCGCAAACACAGAUAG